AAUUUCCAUGGAUGCUUAUCCCAUAAUUACUGAUCAAGAUGUAGUAAAACAAGAGCCAGAAGUUCUGGUUUCUCCAAGCAACCCAACACCACAUGAAACUAUUUUUCUUUCCAAUAUUGACCAAGCAGUGGCUUUCCCAGUUGAAACACUCUUCUUUUUUGAUGUCUCUCUCACCAAGUACACUUCCUCAACAAUGGAUAUCCAUGAAAGGGUGAAGAGAGCAGUAGAAAUGCUUCUUGUUCCUUACUAUUUCAUGGCUGGUAGGCUUAAUUUCAACAAGGAGACUAGAAGGUUGGAUCUUUUGUGUAACAAUGCUGGUGUUUUGUUUGUUACUGCAAAUUCAAGGCUUGUAUUGAAGGAUCUUGGCAAUCUCUCUCUUCCCAAUUCUACAUUUCACCAUUUCAUCCAGAGGCCUGGCCUAUACAAAAGCCUUGCAGAUAAAGCACUUUUCACUAUCCAGGUUACAAGGUUUUCAUGUGGAAGUUUCUCAAUUGGGUUUGUGACAAAUCACUGUAUGCUUGAUGGCACAUCAGCUGGUGAUAUGUUUGAGAGUCUUGCAUCUAUUUGUAGAGGUGAAGGUCUAAAAGCCAAUGUUGUCUACAAUGAUAGAACUUUUUUAAAAGCAAGAAAUCCGCCUAUAGUUAAGUAUCCACACAGAGAAUAUGUAAAGAUAAGGGAGAUUUCAUCUCUAGCUUCCCUCUUCACUGCAGCAGGCCAAUUAUCUCCUUCUCCAUUGGUUUUCUCUAACAAAUUUAACUGCAUUCAGAAGGUUUUUUCUUUCAGUCCUGAAAUGAUUAAUACCCUCAAAGGAAAAGCCGAGAGUUCUUGCACAAGCUUUGAAGCCAUUGUAGCUCAUGUAUGGAGAGCAAGAAGUAAGGCUGUUUUUGACAACUUAGAGGAGUUCUCAACCGUUCUUUUUGCAGUGGACAUAAGGUCAAUAAUUUCACCAAAUUUACCAGAUGGGUUCGCCGGAAAUGCAGUGAUCACAGCAUUUGCGACAGAAAAAGUUGGUGAUUUGGUGAAGAAGCCAUUGUCAUUCGGUGUAAGGAAGAUGAAGGAAGGUAGAGAAAGAGUUACAGAUGACUAUAUAAGGUCAGUGAUAGAUUGGCUGGAGGUGCACAGAGGGAUACCUGCGACACAAAACGGGAACUUCUAUGUGUCAGCUUGGUGGAAACUGCCAUUUAAUGAGCUUGAUGUUGGGUUCGGAAAGGCUAUUCAUGGAGGACCAGUGUUGAGUGCGAAUGAUGAAUUUGUGUUGUUGCUUUCUGAUGGAAAGAGCCUGGAAAAUGGAGGAGGAGGGAUUAACGUUUGGAUGGGUCUCGAAGAAGAGAAGAUGAAGAAAUUCAUGGUUCACAUACUUGAGAUAUGAUACUUUAAAUAAUCCGAAAACAGAAAAUUAUAUGUUCCCAUGAUGAUUCUGAUAUGUUGAAGUUCAAAGUUUUAUUUCACCAUGUAAUAAAUAUGAUCAGCAGC
Manihot esculenta (cassava) is the source of this 1473-nucleotide messenger RNA. RefSeq names its product omega-hydroxypalmitate O-feruloyl transferase. Gene Ontology annotation, molecular function: acyltransferase activity, transferring groups other than amino-acyl groups. The record is from RefSeq and is a predicted model, not a curated record. NCBI's taxonomy places the organism in Eukaryota, Viridiplantae, Streptophyta, Magnoliopsida, Malpighiales, Euphorbiaceae. The transcript has 2 exons. Bases 8 to 1369 code for a protein of 453 amino acids.